AAAAAUGCAAUGAUCCAAUCGCUUCCACUUCAGGUAUGGCUCUGUUCCUAAAGAACGUGGCUUUCCAUGGGAUCCUGCUUGAUGCUUUGUUUGAAGAAGGGAACAGGGAAUGGGAAGAGGUGUCUGAUCUGCUGAAGAAGGGAAUCUCCAGUGGAGUUGUUCAGCCGUUGCGUACCACAGUCUUUGAGAGAAACCAAGUGGAGGAAGCUUUCCGCUACAUGGCUCAAGGCAAACACAUCGGAAAAGUGCUGCUACAGGUGCGUUCAGAGGAGUCAAGCAGCUCUGGUCCUGCAGUGUCUGCUCUCUCUAUCCCUGCAAUCUGCCGAACUUUCUGUCCCGCUUCUCUAUCGUACAUCAUCACUGGAGGCCUGGGUGGCUUCGGGCUGGAACUGGCCCAGUGGCUCACAGAGAGAGGAGCUCGUAAACUGGUGCUGACGUCACGGUCUGGCAUCCGCAACGGUUAUCAGGCCAAGCGUGUUCGUGAGUGGCAGGCCAUGGGCAUCCAGGUCCUCGUGUCCACCAGUGAUGUCAGCACCCUGGAUGGCACAGAACGGCUCAUCACUGAGGCCUGCCGCUUGGGUCCAGUUGGCGGCAUCUUCCACCUGGCCAUGGUCCUUAAAGAUGGUAUGCUGGAGAAUCUGACCCCACAGGAGUUCAUUGAAGUCAACAGACCGAAAUAUGAUGGAACCAUCAAUCUCGACAGUGUGACUAGGCAGAAGUGCCCGCAGCUCCAGCAGUUUGUGGUGUUUUCCUCUGUCAGCUGUGGUCGUGGUAAUGCCGGCCAAAGCAACUACGGCUUCGCCAACUCCACCAUGGAGCGAAUCUGUGAACAGCGCCGUCAAGAAAACCUGCCAGGCCUGGCCGUACAAUGGGGUGCCAUUGGAGACGUGGGUGUCGUUUUGGAGACCAUGGGUGGCAACGAUGCUGUGAUAGGUGGCACGCUGCCCCAGCGCAUGUCUUCCUGUUUGGAAGUGCUGGAUCGCUUCUUGUGCCAGCAAAGGCCUGUGAUGUCCAGCUUCGUGUUGGCAGAGAAAGUGGUGGUCACUAAAGGAGAAGGAAGUGGACAGAAGGACCUGGUGGAGGCUGUGGCUCAUAUUCUGGGUGUGCGUGACGUGAACAGUCUGAAUGCUGACGCCUCAUUGGCUGAUCUGGGUCUGGAUUCACUGAUGGGUGUUGAGGUCCGGCAGACGCUGGAGAGGGACUACGAUAUCGUGAUGGCAAUGAGGGAAAUCCGACAGUUGACCAUAAACAAGCUGCGGGAGCUUUCCAAGCAAUCAGGAGGGAAAGAGGAGUCUCCUGUAAAGCGUUCUGGUGCUCAGGCUCUGUUGGAGUCAGAUCUGAGCCGGAUGCUGGUGAACCCAGAUGGCCCCACGAUGGCCCCGCUGAACGAGGUCCAGAGUGCAGAGAGGCCUUUGUUCCUGGUUCACCCCAUUGAGGGCUCCAUCGCCGCCUUCCGCACCCUCACUGCCAAGCUGAGUGUGCCGUGCUAUGGACUGCAGUGCACUAAAGCUGCUCCUCUUGACAGUAUCCAGAGUCUUGCUGCGUACUAUGUGGAGUGUGUGAGGCAGGUUCAGCUGGAGGGCCCAUACCGCAUCGCUGGAUACUCGUUCGGGGCGUGUGUGGCGUUUGAGAUGUGCUCACAGCUGCAGUUGGCCAAAUGCCCCGUGGAAUAUCUGUUCCUGUUCGAUGGCUCGCACUCUUAUGUGGCAGCAUAUACACAGAGUUACAGAGCCAAACUGACUCCUGGCAAAGAGUCUGAAGCUGAGACUGAAGCUCUGUGUGCUUUCAUCCAACAGUUCACCGGCAUUGAGUAUAACAAGCUGUUGGAGACGUUGCUGCCUCUGUCAGACCUCGAGGCUCGUGUGGACAAGGCUGUUGAUCUGAUCACAUCCAGCCAUAAGAACGUCAGCCGAGAUAUGCUCCAUUUUGCUGCUUCUACAUUUUACCACAAACUCAAGGCUGCCGACCGCUACGUUCCCACUUCCAAAUAUCACGGCAAUGUCACCCUACUGAGAGCCAAGGCCAGCAGCGAGUACGGAGAUGGAUUGGGAUCAGACUACAAACUGCACGAGGUGUGUGACGGGAAGGUGUCAGUUCAUGUGAUCGAAGGCGACCACCGGACCUUCCUGGAGGGUGAAGGUGUUGAGUCUAUUUCCAGCAUCAUCCACAGCUCACUGUCUGAACCCAGAGUCAGCACACGAGAGGGCUAAACCUUCGCAUAAAACCUCUUUUACUGUAUUUCUGUAUUUCUUCACCAUAUUUCCGUAGCUUUCACCUUUCACAAUGCACUGUCGUUGCAUGUUUAACCAUUCCCAAUCUCUUUAUAACUCUCACCCACAAAAUAGCCUUAUAAAACGUCUUUUUUCAAUAUCUUGGAUGCUUAGCACACUUUAUUCCUCACUUAAAGGUUUAUAUUCCAUGCUGGGAACAAAAACACAUCUGUUUGUUUGCUUUUUGUGCGAUAGUUCACCCAAAAAUGACAUCUUUAAGAUGACAUAUUUUCAAAAAAUGUAAGAUAUUGUAUAGAAUUGACUACCACAGUAUUUGUUUUCCAACUAUGGAUACCAAUAGCUUACAUUCUUUAAAAUAUCUUCUUUUGUUUUGACUAAAUAGUGAGUAAAGUUAAUUUUUGGGUGAAUUGUCCCUAUAUAAACUUAAUCCAUUCUAUAAAUCUACUGUGAAAUCUUUAAACUCCACAGAUUUCUGGCAUGUGGGUGAAUUGAAUGCCAUCACUGACUCUUGUCUAACCUCUGAAAGUCUGCUAAAGGUUCUAUGUGUUCAUCUACAUUCAGUUUUCUUCCAUUCCAACCUAAUGAUGCGGACUGCAAUUCAAGGCUUUACUGUAUACAAGUCCACAUGUUAGCUGUUGGAAAUCUAGUUACGCAAAUGGCUGAGAUUGCUGUUUACCAAUGUUUGAGCAGUUACUGAUGCUUCUGCAGUACUAGUUGAUACUAGCUUCACUUGUUUACUGUAAUAUAGCGGUUUGGCUUGUUUUUGAAUGAUAUUCGCCAGGUUCUCUUGAUGUUGAGCAUCUAAAAAAAAUGGUGCGUUUAAAGAGAAAGUAUAUAUGAAAAUAUUCUUGGAUGGAAUAAGCGUUAAAAGGGAUAGUUCACCAAAAAAUGAAAAUUCUGCCAUCAUUCACUCUAUACCUGUUUGAUUGUCUGUCUUUUGUUCAACACAAAUUCUUUUUGUUCCUAUUAUGGAAGUCAACACUCUUCAGAAUAUCUUUUGUGUUCAACUGAAGGAAGAAAUUCAUAGAAGUGUACAACCACUCGAGCGUAAGUAAAUGCUGAGGACAUUUUUAUUUUUAAGUGAACUGGCCCUUUAAGAGAGCUGGCUUAUUGACUUCUUGUUAAUGUUUACGUUUAAGUUAUGGGUUCAUUCUGGAAUGUUGUUACUUUAAAAGGAUCUGGUAUCUAUGGAAGCUUGUUCCCGCCACUGAAUAAAAUAAAUAAACAAAUCAAUACAAUGUAAAAAAAAUUAUAAAGUCAGAAUUGUGAAUUUAUAACUCGAAAUUCUGACUUAACUUGAAUUUCUGACUUAAUAACUCGGAAUUCUGACUUAACUCAGAAUUGCAACUUUAUAAAUCAAAAAUGCGACUUUAUAAUUUGGAAGUCUGACUUUAUAACUCAGAAUUCUGACUUAAUAACUUGCAAUCCUGACUUGAUAACCUGAAAUUCUGACUUAACUAGGAAUUGUGACUUUAUAAAUCAGAAUUCUGACUUAAUAACUUGCAAUCCUGACUUGAUAACCUGAAAUUCUGACUUAACUAGGAAUUGUGACUUUAUAAAUCAGAAUUCUGACUUAAUAACCUGCAAUUCUGACUUAAAAACUCAUAAUUCAGACUUAACUCAGAAUUGCGACUUUAUAAUUCGGAAUUCUGACUUUAUAACUCAGAAUUCUGAUUUUUUUUAAAUGUAUUCAGUGUGGGAACAGGCUUCCAUAGUUCCAUAGUCACUGUUGCACAGGCUAAAAGCAAUUAAAGCACUAAUGUGAAAUGCUUGGCAAUCCCCAGUGAAACGUUAGCUUUGCUACUUAACCCUUGACCAAUAACUGGAGUAUUAAUCUUCUGUUGAUGUUUCUCGUCUUCUUUUUGAGGAUCGUACCAACAUUCCUUCUUCCUGCUGUAUAUGUUCUGGUAUUAAUUGGCUGCUUGAAUAUUUCAUACAGUAAGUUGUAGCAAAUUCUUCUGUAAGUUCAUAGCGCAAAAUCACUUGUUUUAUCUUAAAUCUUGUCAGAAUGAAGUGUCGUUUGGUGUAGGAGUGCACUAUGGGACGUACGAGUAAUUUCCUAACAGUGACACGAUUAUUGACUAUUCUGUCACAGCAGGAAAAUAUCCCUUUUUUAGAAAGCAAAUCACUUUAUUUCUGAGACUAAUUCUCGAAGUCGGUGACGAACUGUGAUUUCUUUCAAUGUUUAGAGCAAAGCUGAAAGAGCUAGAGUUCAUUUUUUCUAUUUUUUGGUGUUAUUUUCCCUGUAUUUAUUGUACUAGUUCAAAUAAACAAAGUUAUUACUAACAUAUACA
This is a messenger RNA of Danio rerio (zebrafish), 4525 nucleotides long. The record is from RefSeq and is a predicted model, not a curated record. Lineage: Eukaryota; Metazoa; Chordata; Actinopteri; Cypriniformes; Danionidae.